Messenger RNA from Xyrauchen texanus (razorback sucker), 6516 nucleotides. Its product is annotated as protein phosphatase Slingshot homolog 1-like. The coding region runs from base 311 to 3235 and encodes 974 amino acids. The transcript is spliced from 15 exons. Gene Ontology annotation, biological process: actin cytoskeleton organization; protein dephosphorylation; negative regulation of actin filament polymerization. NCBI's taxonomy places the organism in Eukaryota, Metazoa, Chordata, Actinopteri, Cypriniformes, Catostomidae. Gene Ontology annotation, cellular component: cytoplasm. Gene Ontology annotation, molecular function: protein tyrosine/serine/threonine phosphatase activity; actin binding. The record is from RefSeq and is a predicted model, not a curated record.
CAAUCAGAGAACUACACCAACCAUGGACGGCGGUCCAUCAUGUAUGGCCACUAAAUGAACGGUUCUGCUGGGGAGCACCCGUUAAUUACUGGCAUCGUUCGCGUGGAUGACCAUUUUCAGAAUCGCUGAGUUGGAUGACAAAGCCGAUGAUGGGUUCAUCGCUCCGGUGAAGCGGGCGCUAAAUAGAUUAAAUGCGCCUCUGGAUUUAUUAACCCCGUCACUGGCGGCGGGUGCUAAACAGGAUAUCUCGGCGUCUCCUCCUUGGUCACCCCAGCACAUGUGAGGUUUCCCUGGAAGCUUUGCCUAAGCCAUGGCUCUGGUGACUCUGCAGCGCUCCCCUACACCCAGCGCCGCAUCCUCAGCCAGCACCAACGCGGGGGAGGAUGUAGGCAGUGACGAUGAUCGAAAAGCAAUUCUGAGCUUGAGUGAAAGUUUCUUCAUGGUAAAGGGGGCAGCUUUGUUUUUACAGCAAGGCAGCAGUCCACAAGGGCCCAGGACACCCACCCAUCACAAAAACGCAGGGGAUCUACCACAGCACCUACAAGUAAUGAUAAACACCCUUCGCUCUGAGGACAAAAUCAAAUUGGCUGUUAGGUUAGAAAGUGGGUGGAUGGAUCAUGUGCGGUACAUGGUGGUUGUCUACACAAAUGGACAUGAAGACACUGAAGAGAACUUACUGCUGGGGAUGGAUUUCACAGAAAAGGACAGUAAAAGCAGCACUUUUGGGAUGACCCUUCCGCUGUGGAGCGACACCAAGAUCCACUUGGAUGGAGAUGGAGGUUUCAGUGUGAGCACAGCAGGAAGGCUGCAUGUCUUUAAGCCUGUGUCAGUCCAGGCCAUGUGGUCUGCCCUCCAGGUAUUGCACAAAGCAUGUGAGGUGUCCCGCAGGUACAACUAUUUCCCAGGGGGAAUGGCCCUCACCUGGGCUGGCUAUUAUGAGAGCUGCAUCUCCUCAGAGCAGAGCUGUAUCAAUGAGUGGAAUGCCAUGACAGAUCUGGAGACCACCCGGCCUGACUCCCCAGUCAUGUUUUCUGAUCAGCCAACUGAGAGAGAGAGAAAAGAGUGUAUGAUCAAAGCCAAACUCCGAAACAUAAUGAUGUUUCAGGACCUGGAAAAUAUUACUUCCAAGGAGAUCCGAAAUGAACUGGAACAGCACAUGAGCUGCAACUUGAGGGAGUAUAAAGAGUUUAUUGACAAUGAGAUACUGCUUAUCUUGGGCCAGAUGGACAAGGCUACACUCAUAUUUGACCACCUGUACCUGGGCUCAGAAUGGAACGCAUCCAGUUUGGAAGAGCUCCAAGACUCUGGGGUUGGGUAUAUCCUCAAUGUCACAAGAGAGAUUGACAACUUUUUCCCAAGUACCUUUUGUUAUUAUAACAUCUGUGAUUAUGAUGAUGAGACAACAGACCUGCUGGCCCACUGGAAUGAAACCUACAACUUCAUAGUUAAAGCCAAGAAAAACAACUCUAAAUGCCUAGUACAUUGCAAGAUGGGACUGAGUCGCUCAGCAUCCACUGUCAUUGCUUAUGCUAUGAAGGAGUAUGGAUGGUCGCUUGAGAAGGCACACAAUUUUGUCAAACAGAAGAGGAGUAUAGCACAACCCAAUCCAUCUUUCAUGCGACAACUGGCCGAGUAUGAGGGGAUUUUAGAUGCCAGCAAGCAGCAACACAAUAAACUCUGGCAACCGGAUGGUGAUGAGUAUUCAUUGGAGUGUCUCCAGGCCUCAGCUGGAAGUGGUGAGCUGCACCCUGAUCAGGAGGUGGCAGCUUGGGGCCGCGGAGGAGCAAGUUCUUCCCUCUGUUGUGGAGAUGAGCCAACAGACCAUCUCAAUUACAACUACUACUUCCGCCGGCUUUCUGACACCGCUCUGGACAGUGAACCCUCCACACCAGUUCGAGGUCCUCCACUUUUAGGCAUGGAGCGAGUCUUCAUUGAGAUUGAUGACGUUGAGAGGGAUGCAUUGUUGGAUGAUGAGGGUUUCCCCACAGCUCACUUGGCCGUUCCUGGGGAGGGAACAGCAGCACAGACCUGCAGCCGGAUGGAGCCUUUGGAGGACAUGCGUUUGCGGCUGGAGUUUAGCACAGUGGAGGAGGAGGAUGAAGAAGAAGCACAAAAAGAGGAAGCAGAGAUGGCAGCCUUAGCUCGCGGCGAGGAGACACCGAGGGAAGACGAGAGCCUGGCUAACUUGAACCGAUUUAACAACGAGAACGCCAACAACAGCAACAGGCUGGCUGGGAAACGCAGCUGCCCUUCCGGCUUUGACGACAGUGCUAGCAUUGGAAACCCCUUCAAAGUGAAGCCCUCAUAUCAGUCGUGCCGAGACUGCCUGCGCCUGCCCAGUGGCCGCCGCUGCGAACGUCGCACCCAUCGCCUUAACCUGCCACGUCACACUGGCCUGCCCAGUAUCUCCAUCCAGGCCUCUGGAGGAAACCAAUUCAGUACAAUUGCCAUCAAUAAGGUGCCUCCCCCUGCCCCUCGCCAUCACAUGUGCAGCGGACACUGCCAGUGCACAUGUUACUCCGGUGCUUCUGAAGUGGUGAGCUUGGACGCUUACUGCAAGCAACUGGCUUUGCCCAAGAGGUGCAAAGAUCUUCCUCAGGAUUUGCAAUAUUCCUUGGAGACUGAGGACAUGGAUGAGAGGCACAGAAUGGAGGGGGAAGAGGAGGGCAGCAAGGGAAGCUCCAGAAGUCCUACUACAGAGCUAACUCUCCUAAAGCUCAGUCUGGGUGGGGAGAGGCCUAUUGCCGAGCUCAGCCAGUGUACCUACCUGAAGACACAGAUCCCUCAGUCAGAACAUAUGGACUUGAGUGUAGAGGACACUGCCACAGAGCACAUGGAAGUGGAUGAGGGGACCGUCCCCAUGGACUCUGCCUCUGCUAAAUGCCCAGCACCACAGCAAACUUUCACACCAUGCUCCUCACCGCAGAGCUUUGCUCUGACGCGCAGCUCCAGCAGCAAAAGUCUGCAGAGCAUGCAGGGAGGGCAACCAGGCAUAGUAGGUCAGCGAGCCAAAGAGAUUGAGAGCCGUAUGCGGCUUGCAGGUCUAACCAUACCCUCCCAGCUCAAACGGUCAAAUUCACUGGCUAAGCUCGGUGAUUUGGCCAUCUCCACAGAGGACCUCACACUUUCUGCCACAGUCUCCAUUGACUACAAUGAGCAAGACCCUGCUCUUGGCAUGCAGUCAUCUUGCUCUCCCAAGCUCUCUUUAACUGUGUUGCAAAGUUUAAAAAGCUGACUUCUCAAAGAUGUCAGAACUGCUUUCUCAGUGAAUGGUACAGCUCCAAAACAAACCGACAAAUUCCUACAGCCACUGAGAGCUACGAUGGAGGCCGUUGCUGCAAGAAACCUCAUGAAAACAAUCAGGCCAGAGUUGGACCUCCUUCCAACUGCCCAUAACUGCACUGCAUUCCUCACGUGUUUGUCUGUGGUUUAACUUAGAUAUAUAUUAAAGAAGCAUGCUCUGGCUUGGAUCUUCAUUAUCGGCUUUGUUGAUAACGCUUUGCUUUUUCUUGCUAAAUAAAGCGUUACCUAUUAAGGUUUAAAAUACUUGUGAACCAUCUGUAGGUGUUUUAAUCCAGACCUAACAAAACCGGUAUAUAGGCUGAGUGCCUCUAUUGGCUAUGAUUUUCCUACAAUCCCUAAACUAUUUGUUUAGGGCUGAAAUAUUCAUUUGAUCUUGAUAAUUAAAUCUUACUAUUUUAAGAUACUUAAAAGGAAUAUUCCAGGUUCAAUACAAGUUAUGCUCAAUCAAUUGCAUUUCUGCCAUCAUUUUGUUUACCACAAAAUUUCAAAUUGACAGAAAAAUGUAUUUCGACUUGUCCCUCCUUGUCUUUAUAAAAGCAAAAAUCUGGGUUACAGUGAGGCACUUGCAAUGGAUGUGAAUGGGUUCAAUCCGUAAACACAAAAAUAUCCAUAUUUUGUAAUUCAAAAUUACAGCCACAAGACAAACAAUAUGAGUGUUAACAUGAUUUUUUGUGAUAAAAUCUCGCUUAUCUCUUUUGUGUAAAUUAUAUCCAGUUUUACAGCUUUGUUGCUGUGACAAUGUCAUGAACACUGAAACCCUAAAAUAACUGCAAAAAUGACAAUAUAAACAACUUUACAUCUCAAAUAAUACAUUAGUUUUAAGAGAAGAAUUACUGUUAAUGCUUUUAUAAAAUUAUAAGCUUUGCAUGUCUGCCUUUUAAACCCUCCAAAAAUUGGCCCCAUUUACUUCCAUUGUAAGUGCCUCACUGUAACCUCAUGUUUUGCUUUUUAAAGAAUAAUUUUUGUGCUAGUCAACAUUAUGCCAUAAACGUUGUUGAAUUAGGUUAAGCUGUAUUGAGCAUAUAAUAUUCCUUAAAUUGUAUUUUAAACCCAUUUUUGUCACAAUGGUUAGUAUUAUUACCAACAAAAAUUUACCAUCAAAUCUAAUUGUGCUGUUGCAGAGGAACCAUCAUGCAAUUGAAAAGAUGAGACAAAUUUAAUUGGUUCACAUAAUAGUUACAAUCCAUUGGAUACAAAUAUGAAAAAGCUGAACAUUAUGGCCAGGUGUUGUGAAAUGGAGAAAUAAACAGACCACUUGCAAUUUUCUAAUGAUCAUAGAAAUUUCCAAAUCAUCCAAUCAAAUUACUGGUUGGUCAAAUUCGAGUGGUAGACAAGUAUUUAUUGGUGAUUAAAAACUGAACCAGAUUAGAUGUAGACACUUACACAUAUUCAAGACAAGAUUUUAGCUAUAGCUAAAUUAAUUUAAUAAAACAAGGCGAUGAAUGACAUUUUAACCCAAAGCUUAUGCCUUACAAACAGAUAUUCAUACCUAUUCUGCUAUAAAAAAUUAAACACUGUAGUCAUUAAUAUUUUAGUGGCAACAUUGUUAAUGUCAGCGUUUUGUCUUCAACAGCAAUCAUCAAACCUUUUUGAGGAACUUAAACCUUAGAUUUCAUAAACAAAUUCAGUCUAUAAAUAAUUCUAAAUUUCAGUCUAAAUUCAUGAAAAUGUCUAUCGAAGCCACUGUGUUACUCCACCCUGAUAUUUACUUGAAUCGUUUGUUGUUUUUUAAAUUCAACCUAUGCCAUUUGCUAAAAUGACAACAUCAACAAAGCCACGUAAUCAGUCUUAUUUCCAGAGAAAACUGAAACAUGGAUGUUGUCGGCUAUUUGUAUUAGAAUGUUAAAUUUCGCUUCUCAUCUGGUGUUUUUCAGAUUAACUAGAUCUGAAAUGUACUACUACAGUACAGCUCUCUUGUAAUUUAGCUUAAGCUGUUUAUUGUACAAAUUGUAGCCUGUGAUGUGCAAAAAGGCUUUAGCAGCAACUCAGAAGUACAAUACAGUCUUCAAGUUAACCAGAAGAUGUUGAAAUGUGUCAUUAUAAUCCUUAAUAAGGUUGUUUUAAAGUGUCUCAUAUGAAACAACAUCAUGGCAUCUGAUAAUGACAGUCAUGUACAUUCAGUGUUAACAGGUUCAAGCAUUACAUUUUAUUAUGAAAUUGUGGUUAUAGGGACUCGCUUGAGAUGUCAAUUUACUACAAUUAUGCGUUUGAUAUGUGUACCAGAACACACAAAGUUUGAUCUGUGCUCUGAGGUAGAAACAAGUGCAUAAGUAUUGUUUGAACUUGACCUUAUUUCAGAAUGUUUUGAUAAUUAAUUUUAUUGUUUUUUUAUGUUGUUUACUAUGGUUAUUUUUUAACAUUUAAAAUAUGCAAAGUGGCCUGUGCAAUAAGUGUAAGGAAGAAUUUGAAGAGGAUCUUUUUUUAUUUACCGAGUAGUGUGAAAAAUCUUUUAAAUUCCAUUUAGGAAAAAGAAGAUGAGAGGUGAGAGAAGAGCACUGAGUGAAAUUCGAGUGCAAGCUUUUUAGUAUAGUCCACACGGGCUCAAUCACUACUGAAUGGAAACUAUGUACUGACUUUUGGAACUUAAUAUUGGCUUUGGGUUUGCUUUUGUUUUGUUGUUCUUUUUUCCUAUUUUAUUGUUGUAUGGUUGUGAUAAAUUUGAGUAUUUCUUUAUAUCAAAUAUUUUAUAAUAGCCAAAAUGAUGGCCUCCCAAAGAGAGUAAAGUUGUAUUCUUGCUUUCUGCUCAUGGCUUGUCAUACCUCCUCCCAGCUGCUGCUGAUGGAAGUACUAGACAUUUUUGUUUGUUUAAACAUGUAAGUGCCUUACCUGUUGCCAUUUGCAAUCAGUUGUCUAACCGUUCUUUGGUAAAACGGCUCUUUGAUUUUUCUUCACCCGGUAAUGGUCUUUUUAGAGCAAAGUUUAUUUUGAACAAAUACAUAUUUGUGGCUCAUUAAAGUCUGUUUGUCUCUUCAUUUUGAUAUGUCAUUUCAUUUUUUAGCAUAUGAGAUUUUCCAUUGUUGGGCAUGUUUGAAUGCACUUAGCUUACAAUAAAAAUCACUGGAAUAAAUGGAAUAUUGUCUUUAUCCCUAACUAAACAGCUCUUCUAAAGUGACUUGGAACAUACAUCAUGUGUUAAUUUUUUGACCAUUUUAAGUUGUGCUGCACUUUGUUUUAUAAUAAUGUCAUGUACAGAAGAUUAUAUAAAUAAAUUGU